AGAAUGCUUUCACUUUCAACGGUCUUCUGCAAAGCAGAACGAGCGCAUUUCUUCAACUCGUCUAACAGAAUAGCGGAAUACUUCACCGAGGGACGUCCGUUGUUAGUUAGAUGGAAAAUGGAGAUUUUAAUUGGCCUACUUAUUUCAUCAUUGUCUCUGUAUUGUGACUUCACCGAUGCUGAGUGCCCGGUGAUCAGUCCUGCCAGGCUGGUGGUGAAGUAUGGAGACCCAGCCUCCUCUAACUGCAGCUCAGAUACCCCUGUAGAGAUGGGCUGGGAAUCCACCCAGGGAGGGGUUGGUCUAACAGACAAGGAGGUGAAGAUCCUAAACUGGAGGGUGGACAGUUUGACUGACUGGGAGAACAACCCUAAGUGCUUCACAGACGGAGGCCAGUGUCUGAAACAGCUGGACAUCACAGUUUAUAAGCUUCCAGACAGUGUCUCCAUCAGCUACAGGAAGUACCCUGAUCCGAUGGUUGAGGGGCAUCAGUACCUGCUACAGUGUCUUGUCCAGAACAUUGCUCCUAUUGGGAGACUCAGGGUGACCUUCUUCAAAGUCAGUGCCACUGGUGAACAGACAGAAUUAGACACACAACAUAAAUCCAAGGACAACAUCAAGACACCAGAGAAUGGGACCUACACCCUGCACUUCACCCCUGGUAGAGAUGAUGCCAGGGCCCAGUUGUUGUGUUCAGCCAUGUUGGAUCUGGGACCAGAGGGACCCCAACCUCCUCCUGUAAUGGACUCAAACCGCCUCAACAUCAACGUGCACUACAAGCCUCAGAUCACUAGUCCUGGAUGUUUCUCCAUGACCAUCACGGAGGGCAACACCCUAUCACUUAACUGUAGUGCAAAUGGUAACCCUGCCCCCUCCUACAAUUGGUUGCUCCCCCAAGCCGACCCCAACACCAUGGAAGAGAGAUCCGUAGUGACCAUCACCAACAUGGCCAAGUCUCACUCUGGAGAGUACACCUGCAUCGCCAUCAACCCCCUGGGAAACAGCACCUGUACUGUUAACGUGGAGGUCACAGAUGCUGAGUGCCUGGUGGUCAGUCCUGCCAGGCUGGUGGUGAAGCAUGGAGACCCAGCCUCCUCUAACUGCAGCUCAGAUACCCCUGUAGAGAUGGGCUGGGAAUCCACCCAGGGAGGGGUUGGUCUAACAGACAACAAGGAGGUGAAGAUCCUAAACUGGAGGGUGGACAGUUUGACUGACUGGAAGAUCAAACCUUCAUGCUUCACAGACGGAGGCCAGUGUGAGAAACAGCUGGACAUCACAGUUUAUAAGCUUCCAGACAGUGUCUCCAUCAGCUACAGGAAGUACCCUGAUCCGAUGGUUGAGGGGCAUCAGUACCUGCUACAGUGUCUUGUCCAGAACAUUGCUCCUAUUGGGAGACUCAGGGUGACCUUCUACAAAGUCAAUACCACUGGUGAACAGACAGAAUUAGACACACAACAGAAAGCCAAGGACAACAUCAAGACACCAGAGAAUGGGACCUACACCCUGCACUUCACCCCUGGUAGAGAUGAUGACGGGGCCCAGUUGUUGUGUUCAGCCAUGUUGGAUCUGGGACCAGAGGGACCCCAACCUCCUCCUGUAAUGGACUCAAACCGCCUCAACAUCAACGUGCACUACAAGCCUCAGAUCACUAUGAGUCCUGGAUGUUUCUCCAUGAGCAUCACGGAGGGCGACACCCUAUCACUUAACUGUAGUGCAAAUGGUAACCCUGCCCCCUCCUACAAUUGGUUGCUCCCCCAAGCCGACCCCAACACCAUGGAAGAGAGAUCCGUAGUGACCAUCACCAACAUUGCCAAGUCUCACUCUGGAGAUUACACCUGCUUCGCCAUCAACCCCCUGGGAAACAGCACCUGUACUGUUAACGUGGAGGUCACAGAUGCUGAGUGCCUGGUGGUCAGUCCUGCCAGGCUGGUGGUGAAGUAUGGAGACCCAGCCUCCUCUAACUGCAGCUCAGAUAUCCCUGUAGAGAUGGGCUGGGAAGCCUUCCAGGGAGGGACGGGUCUAACAGACAAGGAGGUGAAGUUCCUACACUGGAGGGUGGACAGUUUGACUGACUGGAAGAUCAAACCUUCAUGCUUCACAGAAGGAGGCCAGUGUCAGAAACAGCUGGACAUCACAGUUUAUAAGCUUCCAGACAGUGUCUCCAUCAGCUACAGGAAGUACCCUGAUCCGAUGGUUGAGGGGCAUCAGUACCUGCUACAGUGUCUUGUCCAGAACAUCGCUCCUAUUGGGAGACUCAGGGUGACCUUCUACAAAGUCAGUGCCACUGGUGAACAGACAGAAUUAGACACACGACAGAAAGCCAAGGACAACAUCAAGACACCAGAGAAUGGGACCUACAUCCUGCACUUCACCCCUGGUAGAGAUGAUGACGGGGCCCAGUUGUUGUGUUCAGCCAUGUUGGAUCUUGGACCAGAGGGACCCCAACCUCCUGCUGUAGUGGAAUCAAACCGCCUCAACACCAACGUGCACUACAAGCCUCAGAUCACUAUGAGUCCUGGAUGUUUCUCCAUGACCAUCACGGAGGGCAACACCCUAUCACUUAACUGUAGUGCAAAUGGUAACCCUGCCCCCUCGUACAAUUGGUUGCUCCCCCAAGCCACCAUGGAAGAGAGAUCUGUAGUGACCAUCACCAACAUUGCCAAGUCUCACUCUGGAGAUUACACCUGCAUCGCCAUCAACCCCCUGGGAAACAGCACCUGUACUGUUAACGUGGAGGUCACAGAUGCUGAGUGCCUGGUGGUCAGUCCUGCCAGGCUGGUGGUGAAGCAUGGAGACCCAGCCUCCUCUAACUGCAGCUCAGAUAUCCCUGUAGAGAUGGGCUGGGAAGCCUUCCAGGGAGGGGUUGGUCUAACAGACAAGGAGGUGAAGAUCCUAAACUGGAGGGUGGACAGUUUGACUGACUGGAAGAUCAAACCUUCAUGCUUCACAGACGGAGGCCAGUGUGAGAAACAGCUGGACAUCACAGUUUAUAAGCUUCCAGACAGUGUCUCCAUCAGCUACAGGAAGUACCCUGAUCCGAUGGUUGAGGGGCAUCAGUACCUGCUACAGUGUCUUGUCCAGAACAUCGCUCCUAUUGGGAGACUCAGGGUGACCUUCUACAAAGUCAGUGCCACUGGUGAACAGACAGAAUUAGACACACGACAGAAAGCCAAGGACAACAUCAAGACACCAGAGAAUGGGACCUACACCCUGGACUUCACCCCUGGUAGAGAUGAUGCCGGGGCCCAGUUGUUGUGUUCAGCCAUGUUGGAUCUGGGACCAGAGGGACCCCAACCUCCUCCUGUAAUGGAAUCAAACCGCCUCAACAUCAACGUGCACUACAAGCCUCAGAUCACUAGGAGUCCUGGAUGUUUCUCCAUGAGAAUCACAGAGGGCGACACCUUAUCACUGGCCUGUAGUGCAAAUGGUAACCCUGCCCCCUCGUUGGAUGAUUGUGGACUACCUGCCCAUCAUUGCAGGGCUGGCUUCGGUGGUGAUCCUCUUGGUGAUCUCCUGUUUCAUCUACUCUUCUUACUAUAAACACACGCGCAUGAGCCAUUAACAGAUGAAAAUCAUGUUGCCACGACGACACAAGAACAAACACGUGGUGCAACACAACGGUAUGGACCAGUCCGUUAUGUAGAGGAGGGGUUGGGGUCAGAGCAUAUGAGCAGAGGUGAAUGGUUGGAAAUCCUGAUGAGUGGGUGUGGCUCUCCACGUCCUUUCCUACCGCUCCCUCACAGAAUGGAAGCAAGUGCCCGUAGCAAUGUUCCAACAUCUAGUGGAAAGCCUUCCCAGAAGACUGAAGGCUGUUAUAGCAGCAAUGUGGGCACCAACUCCAUAUUAAUGCCCAUGAUUUUAGAAUGAGAUGUUCGUGUCCAUAUACUUUUGGUUCUGUAGUGUAUCUGGUUACACUUGCAUACUAUACUAUAAAAUACUAUACUUUUCAAUUGCAGAUCAUGUUAAUUUCAGUAUUUAUUAACUUGCAUUGUCUAAUUCACUCAGUGAUCAUAAAGUACCAAAUAACAGGAUAUGUGUGCAAAGAAAGCACUAUUAUAUCUGUAUGCACAUGUGUGUGUAGAUUAAUGCAUUUAUUUUGUAUAUAUUUCCCAAUAAAGAACCAUUUGGAAGAA
Oncorhynchus mykiss (rainbow trout) is the source of this 4130-nucleotide messenger RNA. The record is from RefSeq and is a predicted model, not a curated record. Lineage: Eukaryota; Metazoa; Chordata; Actinopteri; Salmoniformes; Salmonidae.